GCGGCCGCCUCCACAUCUUCCGAUGAACUGGGCAAUGCUCACCUUACAACUUCCUAGGCUAGGCCCACACAACUCACUUUAGAGAGAUGCGGCAGUUAACAUCGUUUGACGCUCAUAUUGCUUGCGCGCGGCUGUGUGGUCUUCCCUUGCCAAUACCUGUCGCGCAUUUGGAAGACUGACUCCAUUCCAAGGCCCAAGGCCGGCAGGCAGCCUCCGCAAGGGGUUGUCGCAGACUAAUCGGCGAGUCCUUUGAUCACUCAACCUCAAUGAUGCUAAUCAAUAGGGUUUCUAAAGCCGAUUUUUUGUGUAUAAGUUGUGGCUCUCGACCCUCUGCCGAGAACCUUUCCGUUAUCUUCAUCGCACUCUCUAACCUCACAAACCACUCGCUUCUCUACAGUCUCUACAAUUUAUAGCAACGUCGCCACUGCAUCUCUUUGCUUCUGAUACCCAAAAAUCGUGGCCAAUCAAGUCGCAUCUUAACAACUCGCCAAAAUGCACGCCCGCAACGUUCUCAUUCUCGCCCUUGGCGCUGUCGCCUCCGCCCAGAAGUUCGUAGACUUCCCCACCAGCUUGACCUGCAAGACUGGCGCUGGCGGCAAAGAAACUGCCACCAUUUCAAAGAUCGAAGCCCAGGAUGCCGUGAAGGGCCCCAACGGAACCAAGCAGGACGACUCUGCCGCCAACGUUGCUUCUGGCAAGUGCGUCAGCCUCUCUGGCAUACCCUUCUACGGAGGCGGCGUUUCUGGCAAGGGAAGCAUCUACUUCGCUUACGAUAAGGCGAAGGAUACAUACUACUUCUGCUCGGCGCAAGGAGCUGUUGACGAGUCGGGAUGGCCCUCUUCUUGCACGGAGAACUAA
This is a messenger RNA of Colletotrichum scovillei, 858 nucleotides long. RefSeq lists its product as uncharacterized. The coding region runs from base 493 to 858 and encodes 121 amino acids. The transcript has 2 exons. Lineage: Eukaryota; Fungi; Ascomycota; Sordariomycetes; Glomerellales; Glomerellaceae. The record is from RefSeq and is a predicted model, not a curated record.